GCAAAGGCUAUAUAGCAUUAGAGAUCAAUUCUAUGUUUCUUCACUAUAUUUAUGUUUACAGGUUGGAGAGCCGUAGGAAACGACCGUUUGGCCCGAGACUUGAUUUUAGUGCUGAAGACGCUGUUCGACACCAGCUUGAUGCAUUGAAGUAUAAUGUCCAUCCUCGUGAUGAUUAUGGCAUUGAGGUCAUGUAUCGGUUUGCUGGAUUCGAUCCAUUCGAGAGAUCCACCUAUUUUGGUCCUUUCUUUGAUCUUGGACAGUUUGAGAGGUUUAGGCGUAUUUUUCAUCACUCGUCUUACCGUGUGUUGCUUGGUCACAAGGACAGAAAAAUCUUAAGCAGUUUGUUCGUGGAAGAGAAUCGUUUCAAGCAGAGGAUAUGGAUUCAGGGAAAUCGACCUGAGGAAGAAGAGAUAUUUGAAUUCACAAUGUUCCAGCGGAUAGGCGGUUCAUGGGAUGGUUAUUGGUUGACGGAAAGCUUGCUUCAUGACGGAGAUGUAUUUUCAGGAGGGUUGGCUUACUGAUUCAAAAGCUGAGCUUCAUCUCUUUUCUUGUGUUAUCGAUUUGUUCUGUCUGAUUAUAUGCGUGGUAAUGUGUGACACUGUCAUGUAAGUUAAUGUUAAUCUUAAACACGAUUAGAAUUAGAUGAUGCUGUGUGUAGUAAACAAAACGAAUGUAGUAGCUUCUUAUGAAUGCAAGUUGUAUAUUUAUGAAAUCCAGUUUUUUAUUGA
Molecule: messenger RNA, 728 nt
Organism: Camelina sativa (false flax)
Lineage: Eukaryota; Viridiplantae; Streptophyta; Magnoliopsida; Brassicales; Brassicaceae
Source: RefSeq, a predicted model, not a curated record